AUGAGUAGUGAAGGUGUGUUUGCAGUCAGCAUGGGUUACACCUUUACUACAAUACUUAUUUUAGGAAUGUGGACCAUUGAUAUUGACAGUUCAGAGAAGACUCAAAUCCCUCAACACUUGUUGGAAUGUUAUCAGAGUCCUCCUCCUUUUCUUCUGCCAAUGAAUUUAGAAACAAUGAUAGAAAUUAUGAGGAAAAUAAGUUCCGGUUAUUACACCCCGACAAGUUUAAAUCAACAAAUAUCAGAUGUCCUGAACUGGUUUAGCAUUGACGGAUUAGAGAGGAGUCCAAAUGUUGUGAAUAUUAAAAAUGUCAUUCCCUUCAGCAGAAGUGGCUUUCAAGCUCUGAAGCAGGACUUGUUGUUUGAAAGGUUGAUUCCAAUUCAGCGGAGAGCUUUUGAGGCAUAUUCACUUUCACAAUCUGAGAAGUGCACCUUCCACCUGAUGUUGUCAACUUCGGUUAACUAUUGGCAGAGAGGAGACGAAGCUAAGAUCUGCCCAGAGUCUCCUCAACAGUUCAGGAACAUGUCAGCUGACGGAAGUGGAGGUGCUGGAAUGUACAGUGUGUGUCCUAUAGAGACAGGGGUUGUACUAACACCAGCUGGCUCAGUGAAUGUUGGUAGACUACUGACUGCUAUGUUGGCAGCACUGACACCCCAGCAGAUCCCACUAUCACAGCUGUUGACAACAGAACAGCUGAUCUUGUGUCGUCUGCUACCUACUGACACUAUCAACAACGUCUGGGCUGCUACACUUGCAGGCGAUUUGGCAGAAGCUGCAGUAGAGCAGAGUCCAUUGUAUGAAAUGAAUGUCAAAAUUAGGAUUCCGGGGCGCUGGAACAACACACAGAUUCCUACCCACUUUUAUUUUGACAAAGUGCCAUUUGACAUUAUUGACAAACACCAGUGGCAAAUAACUGAUGCUGAAAUAUUAGGUGGAAUAGAUGGACUCCUACUAGGACGAAAGGUGCAGAAGCCAGGAAUCUCCGAGACUAAUACCCAGCAAUUGUCACAGGUUUUGGAAAUGUAUUACUCUAACUCAACUGUGACUGAAGAUCACGUUUGCAAGCGGAAAUCUGCUUUUAACAAUCUCAUGGAAAGAGAUAAAAACACUUUAACUGAACAGACUAUACGAUUUGCUGCAUUAUUAAGUCUUAAAAUAACAACCUACUUUACCGACAGUUCAAUAAUGGCUUAUCGCUGCAUCAACGCUGUCGGAAGAUUCUUACAUUAUUAUUCUCAUUUGCUUGGGGAUCGAACCUGCCCAAGGGAAGGAACAAUAGUUCCAAGAAUCAAUUUAUUCGUAAUUCUCGAUGCAACGUGGCCUCCUUAUUCUACACUUCAAUUUCUAAUGUUGCUGAUACAAAACUUUGACAUUAGCUAUUAUGGAGGAAGAAUCACCGUAAUAAAUGGAGACUCUGCACUAGUUAGAGUCAAUUCAACAUCAAAUCCCUCAACGUUAUACCAAAAUAUGUACUUGGGGAGUCAAAAUGACCCUAAGGAACUCAGAUUGCACAACUCAUUCACUGCUUUGAAAGAUGUUUUGGAAGUUGAAAACGAAAGAGAAAAAACAUCUCCUUAUCCAAGGAGCUCCAAGCAGAAUGUUGUGGUGGUUUGUGGAUACUCCUCUACAAUCCGAGACAAGGAUAUGUACUAUGCUGAGGAUAUUUUAACAUUAGUAAAAUCUCGAAAUCCAGAAGUGCAGUUUGUUUACGUAGCAAGCACAGUUAAUGCAGGUAGAUUUCAACAGUUUCUGAAAAUUGGUGGAGUAAGCAGCUCAGAUGAAGUUAUCUCCUCUGAAGAUUCCGCAAUGGGAAAUAUUGUCAACCGUAUAAAGUCAGCUGUAAGAUCAGAUAGAUCCCUAAAGCCAGCAUAUUGUACAAACAAACUCCUACAUCAGUGGCCUGAAGUCUGGUACAACGAAUACAUCACUCCAAGACAAACACAUGUAUUUUGGAUUCAUCCUGAUUACUUUUAUAGAUCUCUGGACAUUGUGAAGAUUAAUUUCAAGACCUACAAUUCAGGAGAGUUGAGAGUGUGUAUGUCGCGGGGAGCGCAGAAAGGAGACUGCAAGAAUGUCGUGUCAGAUUCAGAAGUGACCCAUGCUGUGUUGAGGCCGUGUGGUGCUUCUUGUGAACCUCUCUACUUUACUGUCAACGUGCUGAAGACUCACAACACGUGUACAGAGAGUGAGUGCCGAUUCCUUAGCCAAGUGAAGUUCAGCAUUAUAGUGCAGGAUCUCCACUGUAUCAAGCUUAACGCUGACAUCCACUCUAUGGCUCAUGUCCAUUUCUCAUUGUAUACUGUUGGCCGAUCUCUGAUGUUUGUUUUGUCUACUUUGAUUGUAUAUUUCAAACAUUCUUUACUAGGUUAUGAAUACUGA
Molecule: messenger RNA, 2379 nt
Organism: Macrosteles quadrilineatus (aster leafhopper)
Lineage: Eukaryota; Metazoa; Arthropoda; Insecta; Hemiptera; Cicadellidae
Exons: 16
Coding region: 1-2379 (792 amino acids)
Source: RefSeq, a predicted model, not a curated record